UUAUCAUGUUCAUAAAGUCCAAUGACCAUAUCGAUGAGAUAGAAAGAGAAGGAACCAAAUCACACCAUCUCUAAAUUCCCUACCCCAAUUUCUAGUAGUGCUCCUUUUCUCACCCACACCCCAAAAUCCAAACAUAGUACUCCCAUAAUUUUCCCUAUAUAAGACCCAAACAUCCACUCCAAAAACAUGAUUUCCCCCAACAUUAUCACCACUAAAAAUAUUUCAUAUUCCAACUCAUCAUCCUAAACAAAAUUAAUCACCAAAUUAUGGCAGAUAGCCCAAGCAAGAGCAAAAGUAACUCCCUCAUCCAUCACUCCACAACCAAAAAGGGUGGUUGGAAUGCUGCCAUCUUCAUCAUAUUUGUGGAAUUUGCUGAGAGAUUUGCAUACCAAGGUUUGGCAUCAAAUCUCAUAAACUACCUCACAAAAUUUCUGAAUGAACCAACAACCACAGCAGUGAAAAACGUGAACACAUGGGUUGGUGUCUCCUCACUAUUCCCUUUGCUUGGUGGCUUCAUAGCUGAUUCUUAUCUUGGUCGAUUCAACACCAUACUCUUGUCUUCACUCAUUUAUCUUGUGGGCAUGAUUUUCUUGACACUUUCAGUGUCGGCACUUAGACACAAGACACUUUUCUUCUUUGCACUUUAUGUGCUUUCCAUUGGUGAAGGAGGUCAUAAGCCUUGUGUUCAAACUUUCGCCGCCGAUCAGUUCGACGACGACACGCCCGAAGAGAAGGAUGCUAAGAGUUCAUUUUUCAAUUGGUGGUACUUGGGCAUUGUGGCUGGUUCAACUGCUGCUGUGUUUAUACCAAUAUAUCUUCAGGACAAUGUUGGGUGGGGUGUGGGGUUGGGAGUAUUGGCAGGAGUGUUGGCAUUGGCAUUGGCACUCUUCCUAUUGGGAAUCAAAAGGUACAGAAAGGAAGGCCCUACAGGGAGUCCAUUUACAAGACUGGCCCAAGUUUCUGUCGCCGCGGCUCGCAAGUGGCGCGUGCAAGACACUCUCCUUCAUAGUAACAAUUUUUGCCAUAGUGAAGAGGAGAAAGAUGAGCCUCAUCAUGUUCAUGUUCGACCUAAAUAUCAUACUUUGCUCCAUACAAAUCAGUAUAGAUGUUUGGACAAAGCAGCAAUAAUUGAUGAAGUUGAUUCCUUAAACAAAACAAGAAAUCCAUGGAGAUUAUGUUCAGUGACUCAAGUUGAAGAAGUGAAGCUAGUCGUUCGCCUAAUCCCUAUAUGGCUAAGUUGUAUAAUGUUCACUGUUGUUCAAGCUCAACUACACACAUAUUUCCUUAAACAAGGUGGCACAUUAAUCCAUACCUUAGGAUCAAAAUUUCAAUUCCCUCCGGCGUCACUUCAAGGCCUCGUUGGAGUCACGAUCCUUUUCGUUGUUCCAAUAUACGACCGAGUCUUCGUGCCACUUGCUAGAAAAUUCACCGGUCACCCAAAUGGGAUAACCGUGUUGCAAAGAAUCGGAUUUGGUUUAUUUUUAUCUAUACUCACAAUGGUUGUUUCGGCUCUUGUUGAAACGAAAAGGAUUAAUGUUGCUAAAAAGCACGGUCUAAUAGACGAUCAAAGUGCAAUACUACCGAUGCAUAUUUGGUGGUUACUUCCUCAAUUUAUGAUCACCGGCAUCUCUGAUGCGUUUACUAUCGUUGGAUUACAAGAAAUUUUUUACGAUCAAAUGCCGGACGGAUUGAGAAGUUUGGGAGCGGCGGCGUAUAUAAGUAUAGUAGGAGUUGGAAGCUUUGUUAGUAACAUUAUAAUUGAAGUUAUUGAGGCAAUUAGUUCAAAAGCUGGUGAGAAAUGGUUGGGAGAUAACAUCAAUAGGGCACACCUUGAUGAUUAUUAUUGGGUUAUGGCUGUGUUAAGUGCUAUUAAUUUGGGUGUUUAUAUAUGGAUUGCAAAGCGUUUUGAGUAUAAAAAGGUAGAUGGGGAUGAAAGAAGUAACCAAGAGGGUUCUGGCUACAAUAAAUAUCGUUCUGGAGUGUAGGAAAACAAGGCAAGAAAAAAACCUUUGCCAUAGAUAAUGCUACUAUGAUUUUCAAAUGUGUAUGUACUUCUAGAUUUGUUGUAUAAUAACAAUAAUCAUUAAUCUAGUUGCAUCUUUGUUUCAUAUUCCAUGUUUUUAAGAACAUGAUUAUUACUUUGGAAAUUUUUGUUUGAAAUUUGGAGGAAAUAUAUAUUAUGGAAAA
This is a messenger RNA of Medicago truncatula (barrel medic), 2187 nucleotides long. RefSeq names its product protein NRT1/ PTR FAMILY 5.4. NCBI's taxonomy places the organism in Eukaryota, Viridiplantae, Streptophyta, Magnoliopsida, Fabales, Fabaceae. Gene Ontology annotation, cellular component: membrane. The coding region runs from base 267 to 1985 and encodes 572 amino acids. The record is from RefSeq and is a predicted model, not a curated record. Gene Ontology annotation, biological process: transmembrane transport; oligopeptide transport. Gene Ontology annotation, molecular function: transmembrane transporter activity. The transcript has 5 exons.